Messenger RNA from Haliotis rufescens (red abalone), 1706 nucleotides. RefSeq lists its product as uncharacterized. The coding region runs from base 630 to 1436 and encodes 268 amino acids. NCBI's taxonomy places the organism in Eukaryota, Metazoa, Mollusca, Gastropoda, Lepetellida, Haliotidae. The record is from RefSeq and is a predicted model, not a curated record. The transcript is spliced from 5 exons.
CUGAUUGGGAGGCGCAGUUAACUUAUUGUGAAAACACUAUACGCUUUGAAGUUUUAAGUACCUUUACCCAAUUUAAGCUGAAACUGUAUUUAAGAGGCCUAACAUGGUGCUGUCAGAUCUCAAUUAUUCAUAAUGGCCUUUCGCCGUGUUGCAUGCGAGAAGAAUGUCAGAAAAAAUCAACAUGCUGUAUCAUGUGAUAACUGUGACCAGUGGACCCAUCGUGUAUGUGGAACCAGACUUUCUGUGGCCCGUUAUAGAGAAAUUUGCCGGACUGAAUAAGACUUCCCUUUCCGCUGUGUGAAAUGCGUAGCUCCCGUCAUUGAAGAGGUGAUCGGUGAAGCCCAGGACAGUGUUGACAGCAAUUCAAGUCCGAGUUGAGGUAGAGAAACAAGCUGUUGAAAACACCUACAAAUCAGGCACCAGUAUCGUUGAAGAUGCUCAACAGAGAUUGUCGACCCUGACCAGGCUGGUGGACGCCAAAACCACUUGACCCUCAUUCGCAUGGCAAACCGAACCAGGGAACUGUUGCGCCCAAAGAACCGAGGACAUUGGACUUUGAGAUUGCUGAGGACUUCUUACCCGAAGGCUUCGUCCGUGGCGACAUAAUUCACAAGGACGAGAGGCAUAUCAUGCUUGCUACUGACCGGCAAUUACAGCACCUAAGUAGGAGUGGUCAAUGGUUUAUGGACGGAACGUUUAAGAUUGUCAAACGUCCGUUUCAUCAACUGCUGAUCAAUCAUGCUUUUGUGCGUGCCGGCAGUAAUUUCAAGUUGAUGCCUCUUGUUUUUGUAAUUAUGUCAAGGCGUCAAACCUCGGAGUACGUCGAAGUCUUGAAGAAGCUUCUAGAGCUACUUCCCAACGAUCCUCAAGUCAAGACGAUAAUCCUGUACUUUGAACAGGCUGCGUGGAAAGCUAUCAGUAAAACCCUUCCAGAAGCCCACAUCUGUGGAUGCCUGUUCCACCUGACUCAGGCAGUCUGGCGGAAAUGUCAGGAAAUUGGAUUGCAGGUAGCCUACAUGGAGGAUGAUGCCAUACACAAGUUUGUCAGGAAAAUCAUGGCACUCCCCUUUGUACCGGCCGCUGCCAUCACGAGGAUGUUUUUGAGGAUAACAGAGCGUGUCCCGGCCACUGGCAAACUGCGUGAUCUGAUAAACUACUUUCAAGCCCUGUGGAUUGCUCAUCUCACCUUCUCUCCCAGAUCCUGGUCUGUGUUCAACAUAGCUGUCAGGACAAACAACUUUGUGGAAGGUUGGCACAGACAUUUCAAUAACAAGGUGAGUGAGCAGUCCCUGGGGAUCUACAGAUUGAUCCCAGAGCUGUUCCACGAGGCCAGUCUGUUGCCUCUACAGUCAAGACUCAUUCAGGAGGGACGACUCAGGGCGUAUGUGCGCAAAUCUUCCACAUCUCGUCAAGAGGAGAUCCUCGACAUAUGGUGAAGAUACAAAGAUGGAGACCUCUCCCUGACCCAAGUACUCUCACAAUGUUUGGUUGUACUUGGACCAAUAUUGUGAAGAGGAUGAUGAUGAUGAUGUUGACGAUGGACAUGCCACAAAACUGUAUAUAUGAACAUAUUUACUUAUCUAUGAAAACAGGAAAUACCAUGUAAAUACAUCACAUACAUCAAAUGACAUGUAAAUACAUCAAAUACCAUGUAAAUAAACCCUAUAUAUUACUACAAAAAUCGUUGUUAUCGUUAUUAAAAAUAG